UUUUGCAAGCUCAUCAUCCCAGCAAACAUAGUUGUACAAAUAUAUUACAUUACAAAAUUACAUAUUAUUUCUCACCCACCCAUCCAAAAAUUGUUUUAUAAAUAAAUUAAUUUAUUAAAAAAAAAAAAAAAAAUCUGUGUGAUUCCCAAACUCACAAUCACAGGGGAAUUCUGUGAGUAGUUUGGGUUUGCACCCAAUAAAAUAGUUCAUGCGGCUGUUUUUGGAGAGGUGUGGUGUGUGAUAGUGUUUGUGGAACUGGGUUUGAGAAAUCCAAUAAUAAGGGAGGUGGGACUGUAAUUGAGAGUUGUAAAAAUGUACCGGACUGUGGCUACAGCCACAACCCGGGGUGGUGUACCAAUGGAUAGUGGGGAGACUGUUGUUAGCUUGGAUCAAGUCCCGCGGUGGAAGGACGCAGAGCAAAGGUCUUCUUUGGAGUUUGAGAUUGAAGAUCAGUCAUUUUCAAAUUCGUACUUUCCUGAUCCAUUGACAUCUCCGGGGAAGGAUAGUGGUAGCAAUGCGAUGGUGUCAAGGUUUCCUGUUGAUCAUGAGGUUAAUUCAAAGAUAUAUCUUUGGAGGGGGAAUCCAUGGAAUCUUGAGGUUGAUGCUGUUGUGAACUCGACAAAUGAGAACCUGGAUGAAGCACACAGCAGCCCUGGUCUGCAUGCUGCAGCUGGACCUGGUCUUGCAGAAGAAUGUGCUACACUGGGUGGAUGCCGAACUGGGAUGGCAAAAGUUACUAGUGCAUAUGACCUUCCUGCUAGAAGGAUUAUCCAUACCGUUGGUCCCAAGUAUGCGGUGAAAUACCAUACUGCUGCAGAGAAUGCUCUUAGUCAUUGCUACCGCUCUUGCCUAGAACUUCUCAUUGAAAAUGGGCUUAAAAGCAUUGCUAUGGGCUGUAUAUAUACAGAGGCUAAAAACUAUCCUCGUGAACCAGCUGCUCAUGUGGCUAUAAGAACUGUCCGGCGGCUUCUUGAGAAGCAGAAAGAUAAAGUGGCAGCUGUUGUUUUUUGUACUACCACUGCAACCGAUACUGAAAUAUAUAAGAGGUUGCUUCCACUCUACUUUCCUAGAGAUAAACAUGAGGAGGAGAUGGCCAUCUCGAAGCUUCCAGCAGAUGUUGGGGAUGAGAAUGGUGAGACAAUUAUAGAUGAACGUAAAAUCAGAAUAAAGCCUUUGCCAAAGAAGACUGUUCCGAAAUCUCCCCAAUCUUCUCAAGCUCCCCAAGCUCCAGAUGCUCUUCCUGUUAGUGAUGUUGGGUUGGUACGAAGGAAUUCAUCACAUUUGGAUUCAUACCUGGAUCCUGCCUUCAUGUCAUUAAUCAAAGAUCCAGAUCAGAGACGCAAGGAACAAUGGGAGAAAACUGCUCAAGCACAACGGGGUUGGAAUUGUGCAAGAAUGCUUGGAUUUGGUGACCUCGGUGCACCUCCAUUAUCUGUUGCUGAAGAAUACUCACUUCAUUCUAGAUACCUUGCUAAAGCAAAUUCUCUUAAUCUUUCUGAAAUUGCAGAGAUGAAGAUUGUCUAUCGUGGUGGGGUAGACAGUGAGGGUCGUCCUGUGAUGGUGGUUGUGGGGGCACAUUUCCUGCUGCGAUGUCUCGAUUUGGAACGAUUUGUGCUCUAUGUCAUAAAGGAGUUCGAGCCCGUGAUACAGAAGCCUUAUACUAUUGUAUACUUCCACUCUGCUGCAUCUUUACACCCUUCCAUUGAUGGCUAUUGGGCCUAUGAGCAACAGGAAGAGAGUCAACCAGACUUGGGAUGGAUGAGAAGAUUACAACAGAUACUAGGUCGGAAACACCAGCGCAACCUGCAUGCAAUAUAUGUUCUUCACCCGACGUUUGGACUUAAGGCUGCAAUAUUUGCUCUCCAAUUACUUGUAGAUAAUGUGGUGUGGAAGAAAGUGGUAUAUGUUGAUCGACUUUUGCAGCUGUUCAGAUAUGUUCCCCGUGAGCAGUUGACAAUCCCUGACUUUGUAUUUCAGCAUGAUUUAGAAGUGAAUGGAGGCAAGGGUCUCAUUGUGGACCCGAGAACAAAAUAUGUGUAUCAUCGACCCUAGUCACCAGUUGCAUGAGGUGAUAAAAGCAGGUCCACAAUUGCGAUUUUGGAAUUUGUUUCUCUUCUAAUAAAUGUGCUAGGUGGGGUGAUUAAAUUUGUCAUUAAAUCUGUAAAAAGAGUAUAUAUCUCAAUUUUUUUAUUUUAUUUUUUGAAGCAGUUUUUUCUUUGUCUUAUAAUGGAAAUAAAGUUAUUUCCUUUUUGUAUUAUCUUGGAUGAGUUAAAAAAAAUUCAAGAUGUAUGAGGGUCAUGAAAGUAGGAUGCUUGUGUUUGUAUUGAUAUUGAAAAAUUCUUUACUUUAUUUGUUUAGCUUUUACAAUUAUUGAAUUCA
Molecule: messenger RNA, 2379 nt
Organism: Quercus lobata
Lineage: Eukaryota; Viridiplantae; Streptophyta; Magnoliopsida; Fagales; Fagaceae
Product: appr-1-p processing enzyme family protein
Exons: 16
Coding region: 313-2052 (579 amino acids)
Source: RefSeq, a predicted model, not a curated record